Molecule: messenger RNA, 1899 nt
Organism: Saimiri boliviensis boliviensis (Bolivian squirrel monkey)
Lineage: Eukaryota; Metazoa; Chordata; Mammalia; Primates; Cebidae
Gene: RGS19
Product: regulator of G protein signaling 19
Source: RefSeq, a predicted model, not a curated record
CGCGCGGCGCGGGGACGGCGGCCCUGCCCCUCCCUGCCCGGGCCCGGGGACCGAGCGGGGCGGGAGCCUCGGGAGGCGGCGCUCGGGCCUCGAACCCCACGGGCUCCCGCCGCCAGGUCCACGUGGACCCUGGGCCGCAGUGGAGCUGCAGCCCGGCCCCCGCGCGUGGGGGAGGGGGCGCUACGGCCGAGUUCCCCUUUUUCUGGAGCUCAAAGCCUGGGGAAGUGAUUGCUCAAAGGUGGGGGCCGGAAGAACCCAGGUUUCCGCGUCUUCCUCCCUCCAUCAGCCUGGUGAGGAGGGGCCGGGGCGGGACACUGUCGGCCCCCGCCCCCACCUCGCCAGAUCUGGCCGCCACUCAGCCCCGCGAGCUGUAGGGAAGGCGCUGCGCCCCCGGCCCCAGCCGAUUGGGGGCUCCUGGCGCUGGCCUCCCUCCAGAGCGAGGCAGGAGUCCCUCCUGCCGUCUGACUUGAGUCCCUGCUGCUGCAGUGCACGCCCCUUCGGCAGCCAGGGUGGGGCCCACACCCAACCUGGCCCGUCCUGCCCCCACCCCGCCUUUGGGUCGCUGACCCCCAGGCUGUGGUGAGGGUCUGAGAGCUGGCACCACGGAGCCUGGGCAACUUCCUCCGCCCACCCAUGCCCACCCCGCAUGAGGCUGAGAAGCAGAACACAGGGCCAGAGGAGGCGGACCGGCCCCCUUCAAUGUCCAGUCAUGAUGCAGCCCCUCCAGCAGCCCCCAGCCGCAACCCUUGCUGCCUGUGCUGGUGCUGCUGCUGUAGCUGCUCCUGGAACGAAGAGCGGCGGCGUGCGUGGCAGGCCUCCCGGGAGAGCAAGCUGCAGCCCCUCCCCAGCUGUGAAGUGUGUGCCACGCCAAGUGCUGAGGAGGUGCAGAGCUGGGCGCAGUCCUUUGACAAGCUGAUGCACAGCCCGGCGGGACGCAGUGUGUUCCGGGCCUUCCUGCGGACGGAGUACAGCGAGGAGAACAUGCUCUUCUGGCUGGCCUGCGAGGAGCUGAAGGCCGAGGCCAACCAGCACAUGGUGGACGAGAAGGCGCGGCUCAUCUACGAGGACUAUGUGUCCAUCCUGUCCCCCAGGGAGGUGAGCCUGGACUCCCGCGUGCGGGAGGGCAUCAACAAGAAGAUGCAGGAGCCGUCCGCGCACACGUUCGACGAUGCGCAGCUGCAGAUCUACACGCUCAUGCACAGGGACUCCUACCCGCGCUUCCUCAGCUCUCCCACCUACCGGGCCCUGCUGCUGCAGGGACCCUCACGGUCCUCCUCUGAGGCCUAGGCUGCCCGGCAGCACAGACCCCGCCGCCUCCCCUGGCAGACUCUGGGUUGCUGUCAGGGCGCCCACCUGCAGGCCCCAGCCCUGGAGGCCGUCCUAGACCCAGUGGGGAGUGCUGUGUCUUCUGGCUCUGCCCACCAUCCCGAGCAGGAACUCCAGGUGCAGGGCGGGUCAGAAGCCCCCUCAUCGCCCACAGCUGGCUGGCACGGUGUUCCUGGCUGGGGACUCGGGUGGUGAGAGCAGGGGUCCCCCCAGGAGGCAUGCUGGACCCAUGAGCCUCGUUGGGGCCCCUCCCCAGGCAGCUGACGGGCCCCAGACUAGCCUUUGGUGGAUCUAGAGCCUCCACGUCGUGUAGUUUUGUGACAUAAGGAGACCUCCUACUUGAGCUGUCCCCAGAACCAAACCCAGCACCUCAGAACCAGAUGCAGAACCUCAGAAUCCUGCACUCAAGGUGCCAGGACCCAAUUUCUGUUUUAUAUGUUCAUGAACUUGAAACCUGGAAACAUGUCCUUGAUAUGUGUUUUACCAAAAAAAAAAAAGUUUUCAUAUUUAUCUCUAUCCCUAACCUCCCCAAAAUAGGAUGUCUUAUUAAUUGAAGGUAUUUUUAAAGCAAAA